This is a messenger RNA of Trichechus manatus latirostris (Florida manatee), 1632 nucleotides long. RefSeq names its product post-GPI attachment to proteins 2 (gene PGAP2). The transcript is spliced from 5 exons. NCBI's taxonomy places the organism in Eukaryota, Metazoa, Chordata, Mammalia, Sirenia, Trichechidae. Gene Ontology annotation, biological process: GPI anchor biosynthetic process. The coding region runs from base 565 to 1368 and encodes 267 amino acids. Gene Ontology annotation, cellular component: endoplasmic reticulum membrane; Golgi membrane. The record is from RefSeq and is a predicted model, not a curated record.
UGAGGCAGCAGGCAGGAACAGACAGGGAGUUGAGCUUCUAUCAUCUUCCAUGGGGCUCCUGCUGCUGUGGACUGUAGUGUAGACACACAGAGUACAUGGAGCCUGGAUAAGGACUGAAGGUGCAAGAGGGCUGUGGGGCCAGUGGGUGAAGCACUAAGAUCUGAUGAGAGAUCCUGAAACCUGGAAGAUAGGCCUGAGGCUCAAAAACCUGGGGGAAGAGAUGGACCAUUCUGUCCACAGGUAGGCUUUAAGGUUGAUUGCUGAAAUAAGAAGAGACUAGUUAGACUAGCUCCUAUAGUCCUAAGCCUGUUAAGGCAGGCAUAGGGGUAAGGAGAAGGUUUCCCAAUCUGUUCAGACUUCUUCCUAGCACAGAUUUGGUCCAUUCUCUUCCCUCGGAAAUUGAGAGUGAAUGUUCUCUUGAGAUUCCAAGUCAGUCUUCCUCAUCUAGGCCAGGAGCUGUCUCUGGGACUAGGUGGCCUCUUCCUCAUACUCCCCACUCCAUAGCACAGCCAAGCUUAUGACUGAGCACAAGAGGUGGCUUCACCACUGAGCCCCAACCCUGGGAUGCUGACAGCACACCACUCCAUUCCCAGGUCUGACAAGAUGUACCAGGUCCCACUGCCGCUGGACCGGGAUGGGACCCUGGUCCGGCUCCGCUUCACCCUGGUGGCCCUGGUCACGGUCUGCUGUCCACUUGUCGCCUUCCUCUUCUGCAUCCUCUGGUCCCUGCUCUUCCACUUCAAGGAGACAACGGCCACACACUGUGGGGUGCCCAAUUACCUGCCAUCGGUGAGCUCAGCCAUUGGUGGGGAGGUUCCCCAGCGCUACGUAUGGCGUUUCUGCAUCGGCUUGCACUCGGCGCCCCGCUUCUUGGUGGCCUUCGCCUACUGGAACCACUACCUCAGCUGUGCUUGCUCGUGCCCCGGCUACCGCCCACUUUGCCGUCUCAACUUUAGCCUCAACGUCAUCGAGAACCUCGCGCUGCUAGUGCUCACCUACGUCUCAUCCUCCGAGGACUUCACCAUCCACGAGAAUGCUUUCAUUGUGUUCAUCGCAUCCUCCCUCAGUUAUAUGCUCCUCACCUGCAUUCUCUGGCGGCUGACCAAGAAGCACAAAGUAAGUCAGGAGGAGCGAAAAUCCUACUGCUGGAAACAGAGGCUCUUCAUCAUCAACUUCAUCGCCUUCUUCUCAGCGCUGGCUGUCUACUUUCGGCACAACAUGUAUUGUGAGGCUGGAGUAUACACCAUCUUUGCCAUCCUGGAGUACACUGUUGUCCUAACCAACAUGGCGUUCCACAUGACCGCCUGGUGGGACUUCGGGAACAAGGAGCUGCUCAUUACCUCCCAGCCUGAAGAAAAGCGAUUCUGAACCUUUCUCUGCUGGGGAGGAGGCCCACUGCCCAGAAACAAGAUGACACCCUGGCCUUCCCCACCUGUGUCCUCUUUGGGCCCUACUGAAGCGAGGUGGUGGGUAGGGUGGAGGGAGGAAGGGCAUAGGACAAGGCUUUAACCCAGCCCUGCUGGCUUCUUCUUUCCCUCACUUCCCAUAUGGGCACAGGGCCUUCAAGCAGCAUCACCCCUGCCUGAGAGGACUCAAGAAGCUGUGCUGGCAGGAGAGCUCCACCUUCUGGUG